This is a messenger RNA of Serendipita indica DSM 11827, 2076 nucleotides long. The record is from the annotation of a GenBank genome assembly. Lineage: Eukaryota; Fungi; Basidiomycota; Agaricomycetes; Sebacinales; Serendipitaceae.
AUGACGAGUCUACCGAAGGAUGCCAAAGGCAAAGGACGCGCUACGGAAACGACUCCAUUAUUAGCGAAUCAAGCAAAUUUGACCUCCACGGGACAAGCCUCGGCCAGCAGAGACCUAGAACCAGCGCCGGAACAUGGCGAUGACCGUGCACAAGCACCGACGGGUCGACGCGCCUUUCAAAAGACGUUGUUGAACAUAUUCCUCGUCUCUUUAACGGUCGUCGUCAUAUUAUUCGUCGCGAGCGUCCUUUUAGUAUAUUCAUACGCGCAACGUGCGCGAGGGGUCAGCUCCGACGAUUUGGAGCGGGCUAUUAUAUGGAAAGGACCGAGCUCUGUAGACGUAGUAGAGGUUUUGGAUGACCAAUAUGUCGUCCUGAACGUCAGAGGUCUGCUAGGUGUCGACACAAAUAUUGUUCUGGGGUUCAAUUCAGACGACGAGCAGGAAAACAUCUAUGUCAGAUGGUGGAGAGAUAUUGGGCGAUGGGGUGUUGGCUUCCUCGGAGCUGUCACGGUCAGAGCGGGCCAGGUAGUCGCGUACGAGGCCAAGCACAUCGAGCCACUGGCACGAGCGACUCUGAAAGAGUUUGUCGCACCUCUUACUGCCAAUCCGGGGGAGCCUUGGGACGAUAGCUGGCUACGACCAGUCGACUUGACGAUCAUUGCCCAACCCUCUCAGGAUGCAAGUCUCCUCCAACGAUUUGCUGAAGAGUCGUGGGCCAAAGGGGCUCUAGAUCUCAGAAUGGAGGUCGACAAAGUCAACGUGCGAGGCGGUACUCCACACGGACGAGGCAGCUGGUGGCGCGGAAUGGUUACAGCUCGCAAGACCGACCUGGCGUCGCGUAUUCGCUACAAGCUUCCUGCGCUUCCCGGCUUCCCGAACCCUCAUCAACCGCUUGCCAAACUGCUUCAGUUGGUCUCAUAUUCUGUCAUACAAGACGACGGACAACUAUCACUCUACGCUUUAGCGACGAUUCCUAACCCACUCGAUUCCAUUAAACUAUCAUUCCCGGACAUACCAUACGAAGUUUCCCUUCUUUCUCCGCCACUCGACCCGCUACCUAUCUCUUCCGGAACCGUAUCUCCAAAGCUAACUUCACCCAACAUCUCGCUUCCUAUCACUGGUCGUGUCAUUCCACUCUCCUCUCCAGACUCCUCCUUUAUACUAUCAGAGUUUAUUGGAGACUUCCUCUCGGGGAUCCCUCCUCCUAUCGCCAUUCGGUGCCCGUUACUUCCCAACCUAACGAUUGAGACUACAUUCCCACCUCCAGAUCCGCCGCCACGCGUCCUUCGCGACGUCACUAUCAAGCAAAUGUCCGUUUCGGUUGCACCAGGAGGCGGAAUGCUUGCGAGUGGAACCAUCUGGGCGAAAAUGGUCCUCCCACCCGGGUUCCAUCUCACUAUCAAUGUUACGCAUGUAUGGCCCGACGUCCUUGUCUUUGAUGGGCCUAUCGAACUUCCGCCCGAAGACGACGAUGAAGAUCACGGCGGAUUUCCCGUUCAUCUCCCACACUUGCCUUUACCCGACCUUCCGACUUUGCCAACACCAAAGGUACCAGAACUACCGUGGCAUCAUAGACUCCCUACUUUUCCUGGCCAUCCUAGCAAUCCCAAAGAUGAUCCUCCACCGCUGCCGACGCCACUUCCCGCGAGGGCGUUUGCACGUAUCCGCCCAACUGAUUGGAUUACAGCGACGACAUUGGAACCUUGUGAAGGCGACCUCACUGCUCGAUCUCUUGAAGUGGACAACGAAGAGUGGAUCGCGGUAGAACGGCCGACUCCGACACUUAAGGAAUGUGAUCCGGUCGACGAAAGCGGUGGAUGGACGGCAACAGUGACCGCAACAGUUGAGAAGGUGCCUCUGCAGGUUCUUCCCGGUCGAGAUAAAGAAUUUAGGUCGUUUAUCAACAAGGUCCUGUGGAGUCGGGAUGGAGCCGUCGCCGGUCUACGAGGAGUGUCAGGAGUACGAUCCAAAGUCGCGGGGUUGUUGAAUGGGCGUCAGGGAGAAGAAGAACCGACACUUGAGCUCAAUAAUCUACCUUUCGAAGGCAAUGUGCUCGUUGGAAAGAGAGGUCUUUAG